AUGGCGGCGUAUCAGAACCGCAACUCGCAGUAUGCGACGGGCAGCAACGAGAAGCGCGGCCAGCGCACCCGCUCCAGCGAGGGAACUGUCAGUACAACCAUGAGCUCAUCGUCAGGCCGCGAAUCAGCAGCGACUCACGUAACGGAGGCCCCGACAUAUUCGAAGAAGAUUGUCGUUGUAGGAGACGGCGGAUGCGGCAAGACAUGUCUGCUCAUCAGCUACAGCCAGGGCUAUUUUCCAGAGAAAUAUGUUCCUACAGUAUUCGAAAACUACAUCACCUACCCGACGCACCCGCCCACCGGCAAGACGGUAGAGCUCGCCUUGUGGGAUACCGCCGGCCAAGAAGAAUACGAUCGCCUCCGUCCCUUGUCGUACCCGGAAACCGACCUCAUCUUCGUUUGCUUCGCCAUCGAUUGCCCCAAUUCGCUGGACAAUUGGUACCCCGAGGUUCUGCAUUUCUGCCCUUACACCCCCCUGAUUCUGGUCGGCCUGAAAUCAGAUCUCCGACACAAGAAAUCCUGCAUCGACAUGCUCAAGACCCAGGGACUCACGCCUGUCACCGCAGAGCAGGGAAUGGCUGUUGCCAAGAAGAUGGGAGCCCAGUAUAUGGAGUGCAGCAGUAAGGAAAUGCGAGGUGUCGACGAAAUCUUCGAGCAGGCCAUCAUGACGGUUGUGGCCAACGACCGGAGGAACAUGGAGACGCCCACCGCGUUGGCUGCGUCCGCGGGCGAUGGGAAGACACAAGCUCCCGUGGGCUCGCUCGAAAAUCUCGGAAUGCUCAUCAUUUCUGCACCGGCAGCAGAAGGCAGCACGCCGUCGAGGGUGGAUUUGUUCUUGGGCGUCGAGAGCGGGUUGCAGAUGCGCGUGUGGACGCGGACGUGGAUGCGGAUACCGAAAUUGUAA
Trichoderma aggressivum f. europaeum is the source of this 903-nucleotide messenger RNA. RefSeq lists its product as uncharacterized. Gene Ontology annotation, cellular component: cytosol. Lineage: Eukaryota; Fungi; Ascomycota; Sordariomycetes; Hypocreales; Hypocreaceae. The transcript has 4 exons. Gene Ontology annotation, biological process: small GTPase-mediated signal transduction. Bases 1 to 903 code for a protein of 300 amino acids. The record is from RefSeq and is a predicted model, not a curated record. Gene Ontology annotation, molecular function: protein kinase binding; GTPase activity; GTP binding.